This is a messenger RNA of Klebsormidium nitens, 2574 nucleotides long. NCBI's taxonomy places the organism in Eukaryota, Viridiplantae, Streptophyta, Klebsormidiophyceae, Klebsormidiales, Klebsormidiaceae. The record is from the annotation of a GenBank genome assembly.
GGGAACGCCAGGGAGUGCCCAGCAGGUGGAGGUUCCUGCGAUUGGCAUGAGCAUGCAUGGGAGGCCGCCUCUUCAGGGGGCCAUACCUUUUGAGUCUGACCGCCUCCUUAUCCACCUUGUGGUGGCAAGUUGUCCUGUGCAUCGACACGUUGUUCCUUGCGGGGCUGGGCUCGUGCAAGUGUCACUGUUGGGGUGGGCAGCCGGGAUGAAGAGGUCCCCUGGGCCUGGGAGGCCGGCCCGCGCUAGCUGCAAGAGGACGGCCUCAGAUCCCUUGGUUGUCCAGAAGGACGGCAUCUUCCGCGAUGUCCACAUGGUUCUGAUUCCAGGGGGGGGAAUACUGGAAAAGCAGCUGCAGAUAUGGUGCCGCAAGGUGACUGCGCUGGGCGGGAGCUGCCGCACGCUCUCGUCCGGCCCCACUACUGCCGAUGUCAUCGAUGUUGCCACGCACAUUGCAGCGGCCACCACUGCGCGGCUAGAGCAGCGGAUGGAGAAGGUGGAGCUGGUGGGGCGCGCUGCGCGGGCUGUGGCGGUCAGCUUCAAGUGGCUGGAGGAGUGCCUGGCCAGCGCAGCGCAGGUGCCGGUGGACAACUUUCUGCUGCGGGAAGUGGGCUGGUACGAGCAUGACAAAGAGGGGCCCACGGGCAGCGAACAACCCGGCACUGCUGGUGGGGCUUGCCCAGCGCCACUCAUGGAACAUGUCACUGCCAAAGCCGCUAGCCCUGGCUACGAGCCGCUGCCUUUACCUACUUCAGGAUUGUCUUUGCCUCUUAACAACAGCUUAUCUCUGGACGACAGCACCAACUGCCCGGCGCUGUCACAUCCAUCUCCAAGCAACGACAGGGUGCAACGGGAGGGCACAGCCUGUGGUGUCAGAGCUGGGUCUGACGGCUCUGACGAUGAGGCGGGGCCAUGUGUGCGAGACGCUCUCCAGGCGCGGGGAGCGAGGGGCGGCAGCCGGGAGGAGCGUCUGCAGGAGUGGAUGCGCACGGAGGUGGCCCUCCGGAGGCAGGGCAGGCCACGCGAGGAGGGGGCCGAGACACAGGAUGGAUGCGAAGCCUCUCAGUAUCCCGAGGUAGAUGAUGAGAGCACCCUGGAGGGUGCGGAGGGCGACAUUCCGCUGGACCUGAACGAGCACAUCACGCGGCACCUGCGGGAACUUAAGGACAUCUAUGAAGCCCUGGGCGAUGAGUGGCGCGCCCUGACUUAUCGGCGCGCGGUGGGGGUACUGGAGCGCCUCUCGUUCCGCAUCGCCAGUGCGGAGCAGCUGGCAGGCGUGAUGGGCGUGGGGCAGCAGGUGCGCGACAAGGUGAAGGAGAUUCUGGGGACUGGCCGCCUCGCCAAGCUGGACAGCCUGCAGAGCGACGCCAAGCUGCGUGUUCUGCGCCUCUUCUCGUCCGUGUUUGGCGUUGGUGCCAAGACCGCCCUCGAGCUGUACAGCCGCGGCCACCGCAGCCUGGCCGACCUGCGCGGGGAUCCCUCGCUGAGCCGGCAGGCCCAGCUGGGGCUGCGCUACUACGAGGAGAUUGGGGCCAAGAUGAGCCGCGAUGACGUGGCCCGCAUCCAUGCCCUCGUCCAGGCGCAAGCGGAGUCCAUCUGCCCCGGGGUGUCGUGUGAAGUGACUGGGUCGUACCGACGGGGCCGCAUCAUGUGCGGGGACGUUGAUUUCCUGGUCACACACCCAGAUGGCAAGAGCCACCGCGGGCUGCUCGCGCGGCUGCACCAGCGCUUGACCGCCAUCGGGUUCCUUAUGGCGGACCUGCGCUCCUUCGACGACGACGAUCAGGGCGGCGGCGCCCUGUGCCAGACGUACCUGGGCAUGUGCCGCCUCCCCGGAACCGACGACCACCGCCGUAUCGACAUCAAGGUGUACUCGGCGGCGGUGUACGCAUGCGCGCUGGUGCACUUCACGGGCAACGAGGUGUUCAACCGCAAGGUGCGCUUCUUCGCGCUGCAGACCGGCUUCAAGCUCAGCGAGUACGGCCUCUUCCCCGUCACCAAGAUUGGCAAGCGCAAGUUUGUGGAUAAGACCUCUCUUCCGUGUGCCACCGAAAGGGACGUCUUCGCCCACCUCGGCCUCGAGUAUCUGGAGCCGCAUGAGCGGAAUUGGUAGAAUAGAAACAGGGGAGCGCAUUGAGCAACUCGAACCUACGGAACUCGUUCCGAAGUAGAAACAGUUGCUGCUGUAGAAUCUGAUAUAAGCCGUCUGUAGACAGAAAGACUGGUGCCACUCCCUCCACGAGACCUUGUUACACACGAUGCACCGCCGCACAGUCACAGAGCUUAGAACGUAGCUACGAUAUAGGCGGCGGUAGAGCCCCCAAUCGAGUUAGAAAGGGCAGAGUAGUCUGAUCACUACAUUUACAUAGGCGCGGACCAUGACAUAGAAAGAGAUCAAUAGCAUAAUGAAGUUUGUGGUUGAUGACGUUUAUCUAGUGAGUAAGGUCGCAAUUUUUGUUCAGCUGAGGCGACCCUGGGAACCGUAAGGGAGUCCCAAGGGACGUCCAAGAAGGACGUUGUACCAAAAUGUAACCAUUUAAGUUGACCCCGAUAUCCUAACCCGCACUGCAAAAUGGC